AUGAAUGCCUUGGACGACGAUCGACUGUCCAACAGCUCAAACGACUCGGACAACGAUAAUGACAACGACAACGACCGCAUUGAUCGGGACAACGACGCUGACGAGGCAAUGGAGGAUGUAGACGACAACGGCGAUCAAGACCAGGACGCAGAAGGCGAUGAUGACGAUAAUAACGACGACGACGACGAUGAUGAUGAAAACGGCGACGCAAAUGAUGAUGGAGAUGGCGACGCUGAUGGCGACGGCGAUGGAGACGAAAGUCAACCACCUCCAGCUACCAACUCCAAUGACCAGACGAGUACUCAUAUCAAGACCGAGCCCAAUGGUGAUACGGAGCGCGAAUCCACCACACCUUCACCGAGCUCGCACAGGAAAUGGCCCCAGCCUCGACCAGGGGUCCUCAAUGCCCGUCUUUACGAUAUCGUACCAACUAUGGCCGCACCUCAGUCCACUAGUGUUAACGCCAUGGCUAUCACGCCUGAUUUGCGAUAUUGGAUCACAGGAGGCUCCGAUGGCUACAUCCGUAAAUACGACGGCCCCAACACCAUCAAUGGAAAGCUGCCUUUGACCGUAGCCCAGAGACAUCCUUUUGUGGACAGCGUUACCAAAGCUGGCAUCCUCAUGUCAUACUGGGAGAACGAAGAGCCUGCACCUCCUGGCCGAGGCGAUCAAGAGCACAUACUCUCUCCUGUUUACUCCCUUGCUGUCCACUCCGAGGCUCUGUGGCUUUUGUCUGGUCUCGAGUCAGGCGGCAUCAACUUGCAGAGUGUUCGACACGACGAGGGCAAACGGAUCCACUGUCUACAACAGCACACUAACGCCGUGUCCGUCUUAACAUUGGCACAGGAUGAGAAGAGUGUUCUGAGCGGUGGUUGGGACAAGAAUAUCUUUGACUGGGAUCUUAACACCGGGAAGACAAUCCGCAGUUUUGACGGCAAUGCUGGUCAAAUAUCGGCCCUCGAGUUGCGGCCUGCUAACGGAGCUCCCAUUCCCGAAGAUGAUGACGAGCCACUGCCAUCUACGACAACAGUCACCAAUAACGCAGCUCCAAUUGCGAGCGGGAGCUUUACAGAUGGACUGACUCAAGACGGGUUAGAAGUAGACGAUAUGAAUGCCGAUUUCAACCCCGACGUCAACGCUGGUGACGGGCAAGCAUCCCCUGCUCAUGAUAGUCUUUUUGGAGGAAGCGAUGCAGGCAGCCUAUUCGGCGAAACAAAGGAGGACCAGCCCUUUGCGCAAGAUGAUGAUGAGUUUGGCGCUGGAUCCAUGGGCAUGAUGCCUGGGCAUGGCCACGAUAGUGCAAUGGACCAUUCUGCAGACAUGGCUGCUCUCGACGCAGGAAAAGAUACAGAAUUACAGCCUGUUACCGCCGUUGACCCUCCUCCGCCAGACACAUCGCAGGACGCAGCCGAUGCUAUGGAUGUAGAUCUCGUUCCUGCUCCGACACAAGGCACAGAGCCUUCCCAACCUACCCAGGACUCUCAACCUACCCAGGACUCCCAACCUCCCGCCUCUCAAGAAGCCCCCGCCUCACCACCUCUCAUACUAACAUCACCUCACGCCCCAACGCAGCACGACCCAACACAAACAUCCACAACGACCUUCCUCUCCGCUGCCAUGGAUGGGUACCUUCGUAUCUGGGAUAGGCGCCAGCCCGACCCUGUCGCGCGUAUAGGCACUCGCAACGGAGUCCCACCCUGGUGUAUGGGUGCAUGUUGGAGUCCCUCUGGCAAUGCCAUCUACGCAGGUCGUCGUAACGGCACUGUAGAAGAAUUCAACAUCCACAAGGCAAAGAGAAACUGGGAGCCCCAGAGAACAUUCAAGUUCCCUGCCGGCAGUGGAGCUGUCACCGCCGUAAGACCCAUGGUCAACGGCCGUCACCUCGUCUGCGCUUCCCAUGAUAUCCUCCGUCUCUACGACCUCCGCGACACCCGUGCGUUCAAGCACUCCACCGUUCCCUUCUUGAUUAUCCCUGGCCCUCCCCGUGCAGGUGUCAUCUCCAGCCUUUACAUUGACCCGACCAGCCGCUUCAUGCUCAGCGCAGCGGGUACCAGAGGCUGGGAAGGCACCAGUACUGAAGUACUUAUCGGAUAUGAGAUCAAUGUCACCGAUGGAUAA
Fusarium pseudograminearum CS3096 is the source of this 2118-nucleotide messenger RNA. RefSeq lists its product as uncharacterized. NCBI's taxonomy places the organism in Eukaryota, Fungi, Ascomycota, Sordariomycetes, Hypocreales, Nectriaceae. Gene Ontology annotation, molecular function: protein binding. The record is from RefSeq and is a predicted model, not a curated record. The transcript is spliced from 2 exons. Bases 1 to 2118 code for a protein of 705 amino acids.